AUGCCGAGCGGGACACCGGCCCCUCAUCGUCAUGCUACUCCGAAGCACACCGUGGCAGCGCGGCCGCGUGGGCAUAAGGAGGCGUCCCCACAGGUGAUACCAAUGACCAAUGUUAUUCCAAGGGACAGUCCCUUUGUCACGUGGAACCAAUUCCAGUCCGCUAUGAGUGUAGUAAGAAAUGUUAUAGGCGGGACCGGGGAAUUGGGCGCAACGUUUCCCAUACUACCAGAAGACAGCAGCACUAUGCAGGCCGUUUUGCUGCGCAUCGAGCGCCGGUACAGCCACAUGGGAUUGGAGCCGCGCGAGUGGGGAAGCGCAUUUAUUGACCACCCUGUGGGCCCAGGUCUAACCUAUUGGAUGUAUCUACGGCGAACUAUCGACCUAAGCGACUGGGAAACGGUACAGCGCCAGCUUUGGGAGCGAUUUGACAAAGCAAUGUCGCCGAGUCAAUUGCUAACGGAGUUGGCUAAAUUAAGGUGGAAUGGUAACCCGAAGGAGUACACGGACCGGUUUGCAGCUGUAGCGUAG
Molecule: messenger RNA, 528 nt
Organism: Eimeria necatrix
Lineage: Eukaryota; Apicomplexa; Conoidasida; Eucoccidiorida; Eimeriidae
Exons: 1
Coding region: 1-528 (175 amino acids)
Source: RefSeq, a predicted model, not a curated record